CGACUCGGUUCGAUCGGUAAGGCAUUCGAGAUAGGCAGUAUUGUCACCAACAACAAGGCGGCAGAUAUUUAUAAGAUUAUUGAAGUCCUUAAACGUAAUGAGAUUUACGCGUUGCAAUAA
Messenger RNA from Acaulospora morrowiae, 120 nucleotides. The record is from the annotation of a GenBank genome assembly. Lineage: Eukaryota; Fungi; Glomeromycota; Glomeromycetes; Diversisporales; Acaulosporaceae.